Messenger RNA from Petromyzon marinus (sea lamprey), 1646 nucleotides. The record is from RefSeq and is a predicted model, not a curated record. Lineage: Eukaryota; Metazoa; Chordata; Hyperoartia; Petromyzontiformes; Petromyzontidae.
ACGUCAGCGGCAGCAGCAGCAGCAGCGUUGACAGCGGCAGCAGCAGCAGCAGCAGCGAGGAGACGCUGACGAUGAUGACGGUGAUGAUGGUGGCGCCGGUGGGGAAUGAAACCGCGGAGCGUGGAGGAGGUGAGAGAGGAGGUGGACUAGGAGGCGAGGCCGAUGAUGCUGGCGACGGUGGCCAUGGCGACGGUGGCCAUGGUGAUGGAGGCGACGGUGGCCAUGGCGACCGUGGCCAUGGCGACAGAGGCGACGGUGGCCAUGGCGACAGUGGCCAUGGUGAUGGAGGCGACGGUGGCCAUGGCGACGGUGGCCAUGGCGACGGUGGCCAUGGCGACGGUGGCGAGGGUGGCCAUGGCGACGGUGGCCAUGGUGAUGGAGGCGACGGUGGCCAUGGCGACCGUGGCCAUGGCGACAGAGGCGACGGUGGCCAUGGCGACGGUGGCCAUGGUGAUGGAGGCUACGGUGGCCAUGGCGACGGUGGCCAUGGCGACAGAGGCGAUGGUGGCCAUGGCGACGGUGGCCAUGGCGACGGAGGCGACGGUGGCCAUGGCGACGGUAGCCAUGGCGACGGUGGCCAUAGCGACGCUGGCCAUGGCGACGAUAGCCAUGGUGAUGGAGGCGAGGGUGGCCAUGGCGACGGUGGCCAUGGCGACGACGGAGAGACGUCUCCUCGUGCCUCCGCUUGCCUCCCGAUCCCGAGGGACCUAACGCUCUGCAGGGGCCUCCCGUACGGCCUCAUGAGGCUUCCCAACCUCCUGCAGCACGACACCCUGGGCGAGGUGAGGCAGCAGGCUGGCAGCUGGGUCCGCCUCGUGUCCCGCCGCUGCCACCCGGACACGCGACUCUUUCUGUGCUCGCUGUUCGCCCCCGUCUGCAGCAGCCGCCGCGAGUUUGCGGUGUGGCCCUGCCGCUCGCUGUGCCAGGCCGUGCGUGACGCCUGCUCGCCCCUCAUGGAGGCCCACGGCUUCCCGUGGCCCGCGAUGCUCGCCUGCGACACGCUGCCCGCCGAAACGUCGGGCAUGUGCAUACGGGGGCUGCACGCGGGGCGGAGUGGUGGAGGUGGUGGUGGUGGUGGCGGUGGUGGCGGUGGUGGUGACGGUGGUGGAGAUGGAGGACUCGGAGGGAGGAAGCUGAUUAAUGCAACUGGAGGAGGAGGCCUCCCGGUUUGCCCGCAGUGUGAGGAGCUGGAGACGUCUCAGGCCAUCCUGGAGACCUUCUGCUCUAGCGAGUUCGCCCUGAGAAUCCCCGCGGGGCUCAGCGUGGCCCUGCUGGGCCCCGACCUCCGACUCCGCGCGGGGAGGGGCCGCCCGCCCCGCCUCCUGAAGGCGGGGCCACUGCGCCCGGGAGACCUCGGGCCCCGCCUCCCCCACCCUCGUGGCCCCGCCCCCGACCCCGCCCCCUCCGUGGCCCCGCCCCUGGUGCUGCGCAACGGCGCGGCGUGCCGCUGCCCCCAGCUCGAGGCGCCCACCCAGCCGGGGCCCUUCCUCGUCAUGGGGGGCGUGGCCAAAGACCGCUCGCUCACCGUGACGGGCAUCGUGCCGCUGGGCAGGAGGGCACUGGCCAGGCGGAGUGGGGUCGAGGUGGCACGGGCAAUGCGCAACAUCAAAGCCAACCGCUGCCCCGGCUUCUCCACCACAUUCUGA